This is a messenger RNA of Candoia aspera, 2931 nucleotides long. It is a transcript of the gene MBOAT1, whose product is annotated as membrane bound O-acyltransferase domain containing 1. The transcript has 13 exons. The record is from RefSeq and is a predicted model, not a curated record. Lineage: Eukaryota; Metazoa; Chordata; Lepidosauria; Squamata; Candoiidae. Gene Ontology annotation, cellular component: membrane. Gene Ontology annotation, biological process: lipid modification. Gene Ontology annotation, molecular function: acyltransferase activity. The coding region runs from base 92 to 1582 and encodes 496 amino acids.
GCUGAGCAGUGUAACUGUGUCGGUCUGAGCCAGCACUGGGUUGGGUCCGGAGGAGGCGAGAAGGGCACCUUACGCCCGGCCGGAAUGCAGGAUGAUCGAAGCAGCCAGAUUUCCCCGUAGGACUACGGGUUCCACGUUCUUGCACCCGCUCAGCGACUUGUUUGGCAUCCCCCUCGACCAGGUCAAUUUUGUUGCUUGUCAGCUUUUUGCGCUCUUGGCUGCGUUUUGGUUUCGCUUGUACUUAAGGCCCAGUCAGGCCAGCUCUGGUGUUCGUCAUGCUUUUGCCACAAUUUUGGGAAUAUAUUUUGCUGUCUUCUGCUUUGGUUGGUACUCCAUCCAUAUUUUUAGUUUAGUGAUGAUAAGCUAUGGCAUCAUGAACAUGGCCAGUAUUCCCAACAUUCACAGGUAUUCUUUCUUGGUAGCUAUGGGUUACCUCACACUGUGCCAUAUUAGCCGAAUAUACAUAUUCCAGUAUGGUAUUCUCACUACAGAUUUCUCAGGCCCAUUGAUGAUCGUAACCCAAAAGAUCACAAGUCUUGCAUUCCAGGUUCAUGAUGGAAUAGGUAAAAAAGGUGAAGAUCUAACUUCUGAACAGAAUGAGCUUGCUCUAAAGACAAGGCCUUCGUUGUUGGAGUACCUGAGCUAUCAGCUCAACUUCAUGAGUAUUAUUGCUGGCCCAUGCAGCAAUUUUAAGGAUUACAUAGCUUUCAUUGAAGGGAGACACGUGCAGAUGAAGUUAUUAGAGGUCAGCUGGAAACAGAGGAGCUGUGAUAGAUUUCCUGAUCCUUCUCCAGCGGGAGCCAUCCGGCACAAACUUGGUAUCACUCUUGUAUCUCUGCUUUUGUUCCUGACACUUACCAAGACCUUCCCAGCAUCUUACAUUGUUGAUCAUCAAUUUAUAAAUCAAUCUUCAUUCUUGACAAGACUUGGUUUUCUGUAUGUUGUCGUGCAAGCCUCAAAGCCAAAAUAUUACUUUGCUUGGACACUUGCUGAUGCAAUUAAUAAUGCAGCUGGUUUUGGAUUCAAUGGUGUGGAUGAGAAAGGCAAUUACCGCUGGGAUCUACUGUCUAAUUUGAAUAUCAGGAAUAUCGAGAUGGCAACAAGUUUUAAAAUGUACUUAGAAAACUGGAAUAUUCAAACAACUGCCUGGCUUAAACGUGUAUGUUAUGAUCGGGCUUCUUGGUAUCCUACAGCCUUAACGUUUCUUCUCUCAGCUCUUUGGCACGGUGUUUAUCCUGGAUAUUAUUUUACAUUUAUCACGGGCAUCUUAAUGACACUAGCAGCCAGAAGAGUUAGGAACAAUUGUCGACACAUUUUCUUCUCACCAAACCUGCUCAAGGUGGGCUAUGACAUGGUCACCUGGUUGGUAACUCAGCUGUCGGUUUGCUACACGGUGGCACCAUUUGUUCUGCUUGCAGUUGAGCCGACAAUUAAAUUAUACAAAUCACUGUAUUUCCAUAUGCAUAUUUCAUGUAUACUGGUAUUACUGGUGCUACCAAACAAAUCUCAAAAACUCAUCAGAAGGAAGCAGCCCUUCGAAAUAGAGGCACACAGUUGUAAUAAAAACAAGAAACAAAAGUGAUACUGGAAAAUCUUCCUCUACAGGAUACUGGAAUAAAGGGUACAGAGAAGGCACAUUGCAGUGGGUUAAUUUAAAACACUUUUCAAAGGACAUAACAGAACUGGACUGUUUAUCCAAAAACAAAUCUUACCUGGUAAUGUUUACAUUCUUCAAGGGCAAGUUUUAUAAAUUUUAUAAAUUAAAGGGAUUAUUUUAAUGAAGAGUUUUUACUGCAUUUAAAUAUUUAUACUUGUAUUUCAUUUGUUUAAAAUAUACAUUAUCUAUUGUUGAGGUAGGCAUGUUGGUUCACUUAAUUUCAAAAUGUUUUCUUUUUUCCCAUCAUCCUUUCAAAUUGGUUAAGAUAAAAAAAGCUGGUUGUGUCAUUCCCAAGGAGUAGACUGUAGAAUUUCAUAAACAGAUGCUCAUAAUAUAUCAAAAAGUCUUAGGGUAUGUGAUUUCUCACAUCCUUGGCAAAAAGGAAUAUUCAGAUAUUUGAGAGUUACUGAUCUAGAACAACGGAAAAGCACAUGCUGCUUGGUUGGAAACUAAUGAUAAAAAACUGGAAUAUUGUGGGUCUGGUUUCCCUUGUAGAUGUAAAAUUAGAUAUCUCUAUUUUGUGUGACCUGCACUAUGUAUGAUUUUGUCUUUAUUCUAGGCUGACCAAUGAAUGAUAUCUACUAGGUAUCAUAGAACUAUCAUUCCAUUGUAGCAUUUGCUACAGGCAAGCAAAAUUUUCUUGGAAAUAACUCAGGGACACUUUAUAUUAAUGAUUUCACUUGAACUGUACAGAAUAUGCAUCUUUGAAAUUGUCUAAUUUUAAAAAUAAUGCUUUUUAAGGAGUAUAAUUUAGCGAGCUAUUUUUGCAUUUUUCUAAAAAUAAAUAAAUACUGUGAGGAAACACAAUAAAUUAAUAAGAAUUAAGCAACUCCAGUUCUCUAACAACCUUCAGCUUGCCUAUAUUGUGCCUAUUGGCUGCUUGUUGCAGAGUUGCAUUUUUGAAAAAACGUUUAGAUUAAGAACGAAAACUAUCAAAGCAAUGUAUUCAUAUCAGGGAAUAAAAAUACGUUCAAAUUUCUUUUAUAAAUUAAGCAGAUUUUUUAAUGAGCUGGACUGUUCAAAAUCAGUGUAAGCAAUCAAUGUAACUUUGGAUUAUAUGACUUCUACGUAAUGCACUUCCCAGAACAUACUGCUUUGGGAAUUAAUGUUAUCAAUGUCCGUUACUACGUUUUUUAUGAAUUGUACCAUUAUGGAUAUAUGCAUUCUGGACAAUUUCUCUACGGUAUUCCAAAGUCUUCAUUAUUCAGGUUUAAAAAUACAAGAAAUAUCAAUAAAAAUAUUGAAAUGCGGUAAUAAAAUAAUUGGUGAAAGAG